Messenger RNA from Lecanosticta acicola, 2366 nucleotides. Lineage: Eukaryota; Fungi; Ascomycota; Dothideomycetes; Mycosphaerellales; Mycosphaerellaceae. The record is from the annotation of a GenBank genome assembly.
AUGUCUGACGUGCAGAACUCGACUUCGCCUGCCGGCCAGGUCGCCUCUCCUCCGGCCGAUGCUCCUGCCACCAACGGCAACCAGAUCAACACCAGCGUCGCUGCCUCUGGCGAAUUCAAUGACUCUGCUACUCCCACCUCGGCUGCGCCCUCCACCGCCAACCCCAACUCCGCCUCCCUUUACGUCGGCGAGCUUGACUCAUCCGUCACCGAGGCCAUGCUCUUCGAGCUCUUCUCCUCCAUCGGCCAGGUCGCCUCCAUCCGUGUCUGCCGUGACGCCGUCACCCGCCGCUCGCUUGGCUACGCAUACGUCAACUACAACAGCGCCGCGGACGGAGAGCGCGCUCUUGAAGAGCUGAACUACACCCUGAUCAAAGGCAAGCCGUGCCGCAUCAUGUGGUCGCAGCGCGAUCCAGCUCUUCGCAAGACCGGCCAGGGCAACGUGUUCAUCAAGAACUUGGAUGCCGCCAUUGACAACAAGGCCCUCCACGACACGUUCGCUGCCUUCGGCAACAUCCUUUCCUGCAAGGUUGCACAGGACGAGCACGGAAACUCGAAAGGUUAUGGAUUCGUGCAUUACGAGACCGCCGAGGCUGCCAAUCAGGCCAUCAAGAACGUGAACGGAAUGUUGUUGAACGAGAAGAAGGUCUUUGUUGGUCACCACAUCCCCAAGAAGGACCGCAUGAGCAAGUUCGAGGAGAUGAAGGCGAACUUUACCAACAUCUACGUCAAGAACAUUGAUCUGGAGGCCACCGACGACGAGUUCCGUGAGCUGUUCGAGAAGCACGGAGAGAUCACUUCUGCUUCGCUCGCGCACGACCACGAGACCGGCAAGUCUCGCGGCUUCGGCUUCGUCAACUUCGUUAGGCACGAGGAUGCUCAGAAGGCCGUCGAGGAGCUGAACGACUCGGACUUCAAGGGCCAGAAGCUCUACGUUGGCCGUGCCCAGAAGAAGCACGAGCGCGAGGAAGAGCUGCGCAAGCAGUACGAGGCCGCGCGCCAGGAGAAGAGCGCCAAGUACAUGGGUGUCAACCUCUAUGUCAAGAACCUUGCGGAUGAGAUCGAUGACGAGGAGCUCCGCAAGAUCUUUGAGCCGUACGGAGCCAUCACCUCUGCCAAGGUCAUGCGCGACACGACGCCUCUGGAUAGCGCCGAGGCUUCUGCCAAGCCGGAGGAGAAGAGUGACGAGGAGAAGAAGGAGGGCGAGGAGAAGGAGGGAGAGAAGAAUGAGGAGGAUGUGGAGGACCUGUCCAAGAAACUCGACACCGUUACCAUCGGCGGUGAGAAGAAGGUCUUGGGCAAGAGCAAGGGUUUCGGUUUUGUCUGCUUCUCCAACCCAGAUGAGGCGACCAAGGCUGUUACCGAGCUCAACCAGAAGAUGAUCCAUGGCAAGCCGCUGUACGUGGCUCUGGCGCAGCGUAAGGAGGUUCGCAAGAGCCAACUUGAGGCUAGUAUCCAGGCGCGCAACCAGGUUCGCAUGCAGCAGCAAGCCACCGCCGGCGGCAUUCCACCACAGUUCAUGCAGCCACAGGUCUUUAUGGGCCCCAACGGCCAGCCUAUGAUGGUUCCAGGCGGACGUGGCCAGAUGCCCUAUAUGCAAGGCUUGCCCGGCGGUCAGGGCCAGCGUGGUGGAUUCCCAGGUAUUCCGCAGCAGGGUGGUCGCGGCGGUCCUCAGGGCAUGCCUCAGAUGCCCCAGAUGCCGUACGGCUUCCCGCCACAGAUGGGCGGCCUCCAGGGCUACGGCAACCCAGCAGCUUACGCUCAAUUGAUGCAAGCUGCUCAGGCUCAGGCGCAGGCUAUGGGUGGUGGAGGACGCGGACAGGGUCGUGGCCAGCCAAUGCCGGUGCCAAUGGUGCCAGGCGGCAUAGCCCCGAUGAUGAAUCAGCCACCAGGCGCCGGUGCUGGUCGCGGCAACUUCUCACAGCGCGGAGGUCCAAUGGGUCGUCCAGACGAGCAGCGCGGUCGUGCACCAAACCGCGGCGCCGUCGGUGUCGACUUGGCCGCACUCAACGCUGCGCCACCUGCGCAGCAGAAGCAGAUGCUCGGUGAGGCUCUGUACCCCAAGAUCGCUGCUCAGCAGCCUGAAUUGGCUGGCAAGAUCACUGGUAUGCUUCUCGAGAUGGAGAACGAGGAGCUCAUCAACCUGUAAGUGCCGAUGAUUGUUGAACUAUCGAAAGAAAGCGCUAACACAGAUGCAGCACUGGCGACGACAACGCUCUGCGUGAGAAGGUUCAGGAGGCUCUCAACGUCUACGAUGAGUACCUCAAGAACCACUCCGGUCCGUCUGGUGAGGAUGGUGGACCAGCGCAGACGAACGGCGAGAACCUCAAUCCGAGCGUCGAGGAGGCGAAGGAUUCUGAGGCCUAG